Messenger RNA from Amoebophrya sp. A120, 7853 nucleotides. The record is from the annotation of a GenBank genome assembly. Lineage: Eukaryota; Dinophyceae; Syndiniales; Amoebophryaceae.
UCUACUUGUAGAUGAAACAGGCCGCUGCACCCAGUAGUUGUAAGUUCUGAAAAAUAAAGUUGUCGUCGUGCUGCUUAUGCUUAGUUUCGUUUGAAGGAAAGUCAAACAAAGAUGAACAAAAAAUUUGCUAUGAGCUGCAAAUUACGACGUUUCUACCGCUGAAAUAACCCAGCUGGAGCUCCACACCCACGUGGUCGUGCUGGCAUCCAACACUUGUCCAAGAAAAUGGGGGCGACAAGUACAACUAGCCCCCUGACGUCGUUCUUGACCUCCAAGUUCAAGCCGCUCUUAAGUUUUCUUCUCGGCUUUCAGCUGAUAAUUUGCUCCACGACCCGGACCCACGCGACGACUUAUGCACGCUCACCAUUUUGGUUGUCUGCGCCCUGGUUGUUUUUCCUGCCUGGUGAUCCCCACAACCUGAACCUCCUCGCUCCUGUAACAGCGCAAGAAGUGGAACGAGAAAUAUUAAACCCGCAGGAGGGGGAGCUGCCUUUACAACAGCCGCAACUCGAACAAAUCACUCGUUGCAACGCGCACCACCCGAAUCCGUUAUGCUCUGCAAAACUAUCGUACUCGUAGUAAAUGCUGCUAUGCAUGACAAAUCUCCUUUCUAAGGUAAAACAGCAUUACAAAUUUCAGUUGUAUAUGCUAAGCAAUGCAAUUACUACAGUAGUAAUUUUGCAAUGCAUAUCUUUACUACAGUAGUAAUUUUUUUUUGUACUAGUAGUCUACUAGUACGAUAAUUUUGCAAUGCAUAUCCGUACGAAGACCCCAAUUACCAGCAGAUCCGGGAGUUGCAGAUCGACUGGGAGCAGGUGCGCACGCCCUUGGCCGAGUUCGGCACGGAAAUUUUGCAGGCGGGGGGCCGGAACAAACUUUCGGGCGAAGGGAUCAAGCAACUGGUGAACACUUUGUAUGCAAUGCAAAAGUAUCGUAGUCGUACUAGUAGGAAUUGCAUCACAAAUUUUGGCAAGAAGAAAAGUGGAACUUGUGAUGCUGCUUUACCUAAGGUAGGAGAUUUGUCAUGCGUGAUUGCGAUCCGUAUCAGUACGAGUGCGUUACUUUUGGUUUUGCAAUGCAUACUUUGUUGUGGCCGACGAUUGUGAAGUUCAAAUGUUUUCUCGACGUCAACGUCGACCAGGAAAACGUCCGCCAGUUGACUACGGAGGAAUUGCUCGGCGUUCUCUCCGUCCGCCUGGCCUGGCUCGCCACCAACACCGAAGAUAACAUUAGCAACGAACUGGCGGGGGCACACUGGCUUGUGGAGUGGAGUUUGCUCAUCGAUCUGAUCAACUGGAAUAUCCAAGAAAAAACAACCAUAGCCAUGCACUUUGUCAUGCAAAACACGCAUAAUUUUGAGUAUUUGUCAUGCAAAAAAUGGAUGGGGAUCAUGGUUGUUUUUUUGUGGAUAGGGAAACUAUUUUUCCUCUACGACUUCUCGCGCGUGAUCUUCCCGCUGCUCUUAUGAUCCACAAAAAAUGAGACCCAUCUCCAGCAUCCAAUUUGUCAUGCAAAACAUGCAAGAUCAGACCCUGUGUAGUUUACUAUCCAAAAAAAGGAUGGGGAUGGUGCUGGGUCCUUUUUUGUGGAUGCCUCUACGUGAUUUCCGACAGUAUCAGGAUCAAGCAUGGCGCAGCUCCUGCUGAGGGCAUCAGCGGGCGAGACGGUGAGCAAAAUGAAGACAGCGUUCUCCUACAGGACCCUUGCAGCCAGGGCUGGGAAAACCACUUCGACCUGCAGCUUCCGCAAAAGCUUGAUGACCUAGACUUGGACCUGCACGAAUCGUGGUGCCACUUCCUGACCGAGGGAGUGCUGCAACGGGAGCACUUGAACAAGUGCCCGGUCGCGAUGGCGUGGCUAGCGCUGUAUGCAACACAAAUUUCCCUGUACAUUGUCCAAAGUGCAUCACACAUUUCACGAACUUGGAACAAGAAGCAACUCACUUGUCAUGCUGCAAAAGGUUUGUAGUCAUGCGGAACAAGGAGCCACAUGAUUCCGAUUCGUACGUCGUGUCCGGGAGAUUAAUAUUCCUGUGGAUACCAUCAACCUGGCUUUCAUCAACGUCGCAGCCCAAGACCGCGUACAGGCGUUCGAGUAUGUGCACCAGUAUGACCCGCCUAAGCGUUACAAUCCCAACCGUUACAAAAGAAUCUGGAUUUUGUGGUGUAUGAUGAGCAUGACAGACCCGCACAGCGUUUCACUUUCUGCAAUACAAAUUUCGCCAGAUUCAAUUGCGGUUUUGGAGUCCAGAACUUGUCAUGCGCAAUGCUGUGGGAGUAGGCUAGGUCAUGCACAUUUUGCAUCACAGAUUUCCAUAUUCUAUUGUACAACCGUAACGUUUGAGAUUGUAACAGCUGAGCGGGUUAUAACCAGGCGCAGGCGUUUCUUACCCGCGUGAAAUACUUGAAAGCCUAUAAGAAACCCGGAAGGGGCGGGAGCAGUGGUGCAGAAGUAGACGGCGCUGCCAUUGCCAUCGAAGCAGGAGAUCGAGAUGCAUCGUCCUCUCCGACGACGAAGUCUAGCGGUGCGAGCAGCGCUAGCUUGCCAGCUGUACCGAGUUCAACGGCAAGUGGCUCGAGUGGCACGGACAGCAAGGCAGGAUCGCGUGUUCAGGUGGAGGAGGACCAGCAAGCGAACGCGACGACCGCCGAGCCCCUGUUGCUCUUCCAGAAUCUGUAUCCAGUGCAGAAAAAUUGCUAGCGUGGUAGUAGCACGAAUUGCGACCACACUGCAUGACAGAUUUGCCUUGCAGUUCUUGUUACGUUUGAUGUUGCCUGAAUGAUGCAUAAACAAAAAAUAAGUUUAUCUUGAGCAAACUUGUCACUCGGCCGAGCAUGAACAUGAAGAUGCAUGCGCUAGUUGUUUGAUGAUUCUGCAAAAAUGCAUAACCCGAAUGCGCAGUCGCAAACGGAGGAGGAGAACGAAAAUCUUGUGGCGGAGAUUUACGAACGCAAAAUCAUAUCCUGUGCAAAAGUAUCGUACUCGUAUUGCAAUCAUGCAUCACAAAUCUUUUUCUUAAGGUAAAUCAGCAUUACAAAUUUCAUUUUUCUUGCUGAGGAAAUUUGUAAUGCAUUUAUACGAGUACAAUACUUUUGCAAUUCAUAAAUCACCUUUCCACACGAUUUGGACCUGCGAAAAUUUUACGGCAUGCAGUUCCCCAUUUGGGAGCUGCUUGCAAAGAUGGAUUUUUUCCAGGGUCUCAGUAUCCAGGUGCAGAGUGACGAAGAAAACGCGAAAAAGCACCUGGACAAGGAGAUGCAGGGGCUCAGCAGUGUGGUGUUCGACUCCGGUGUUGCAGACGGCAGGCAUGCGUGGAUGCUGGAGAAUUGGAGCCAGUUUGAUAUCCGAGAGGUCUUAGGAUCGUCGUCCUCUUCCUCGUCGGAUGUUGGAGCAGCAGCCGGCUCGGUGGCCUUAAGUAGAACCGACAGUGCCACCUCUAGAAGUGCAGCGGGAGGAGGAUCGCGAACCACUUCAUCCGCGCCACCGCCGCCUGCUGCUGGAAGUACGGCGAGCACGACAGCCGGCAACUCUCGUGUGCCUGACCUGCAGCUUUUAUUCCCUGAAAAUUAACCACGUCCAUCACGUCCAUCAGAGAAAUUUGUCAUGCAAAAAAUGUAGGAAGUUGUUGAAGUUCAAAUUUCACAUGCAAAAAAUAAAUUGGGAUGGUGAAUUCUCACGGAAUAGCUUCUGCUUCAGUCGCACAACUUCCCAAAAAUCCAGAUCGUCGACGUUGGCGCUAUUUUAUGCAUCGAAACUUCUACAGGAGCUAUCGUUAUCGUAGUCGUAAGUAGUACUAGGCACCUGCACCUCCUUCUUCCACGGUGGCGACUUCACCUGAACACCGAUGGGCCACUGAGCACCUUGCCUUUACUUGCGCACGUCGAACUCGUGUUGUGAAAUUUCACUCUGCCUCGGACGUUCCUGCACGGCACUCAGGUGGGUCGUGGAGGAACCACAGAUCGGAGGAAAUUUCCGCGUACGAAAACUGAGACUUUUCUAAUACGCUACUACGAAGUGCAACAUUUUGUUGAAUACUACGCACUACUGGUCGCAGUAGCCGCCAGCCGACUCGCAACUUCAGUGUAGCGAUGAUGCUCGAAACCCAGACGAUUCUUGUAAGUCUCCUCCCAGUGAUAAGAAUAAAAUUUUGAAAUUUCGCGGAUUUGUUGUCUUCAUUAAAAUUAAAUUUUGAAAUUUCGCGGAUUGCUUGGUUAUUGCGUCAACAUUAAUUAAAAACCUUUCAACCUCAUUGCUUUUUGUCAGCGUGCCACGACGCCUCUGUGUGGCUCUGCGUCAGAACUCUUCUUCUACAUACUCUUUAGCUGUUGCUCGCACAAUAAAGAUAAAAUUUUGAAAUUUCGCGGAUUGACUGCGUCCGUCUGGUCAUCCAUACGUCUCUCCUGGUCCUUACACUUUCCACCUCGAUACGUUCCGCCGCUCCCCGUCCGGGCGUUCCUCCUUACAGGGCCACUUCAGUGGGCCGGCGCCCGGACCGCCGCGCGCGCCCGUUCUAGAUAGUCAGUUAGUAUGUUGAGGGAUUGCAAACAUGGAAGUAUGGUCGUCGUAUAUGCAUUCUGUGAUUGAAUUCAGCUCGUUCUGAAGAAAGAACAACUACUAGAAGGACGACCUACGAAAGCGAUAUUUUUCCCCCAGGAUGCCUUCAGGUCCGCGGGAAGCCCCACGUUUACCAUCGGCUGCUGAUGCAAGAUCUCUGCCAGGUGAUCGGGUUUGACCCCAACGAAAAGUACCGGAAAUCCUACCCGAACAUGCUUCUGUUUCCCCACUACGUCGGUGACGGGAGCCGCCGGACAUUUUUCGUCACCCAGAAUGGGCUUAUAGAAUGCGAAUUUUGAUGACGUCCCGUAGAAGCCGCACUACACGCACAACAUGCAUAACGACAAAUGUAAUCGCGGCCUACUGAAAAAGUGCCACUUGUCAUGCUGAAAGAAUAGGAUUGCAAACAAGUUUUGACAUGACAUGCUGCAUAAACUACCGUAUUUGCAACUUCUACGUGUGAGGCGGGAUGUUGUUGAAAUUCCCUGUGGAUAGAGUUGUCGUCCUCCCUACUCGAGCCCAACGUGGAUGUGGUGUCCAAAUACGACCAACUAGAGGAAGCCUACAAGGUCGUACUGGAACAGUCGGUGCCGACGGUAAAACUGGACUACAUUUUAUGCAUUGCAAAAGUAUCGUACUUAGUAAGAAUUGCAUCACAAAUUAUGACAAGAAAUAGAAUUUAUCUGUAAUGCUCUUCUAGCGUAGGAAGAAGAUUUGUCAUGCAAAUCUGCAAUUUUUAGUACGAGUGCGAUACAGUUUUGCAGUUCAUACACUUUGCGGCCGAACAACUACGACAUCGAUUUUUUGUAUCGCAAGAAAAACCUGUUUCACUGUGAACUUGUGAUGCAGAAAAUGGGACACAGAACUCUUUGUCUUGCUACACCUGCAAGACAUUGGAUUUGCAAGCGUGUUUUAUUUCCCUUAGGAAGCGCGCAUGACAAAUUUUCAGUGUCAUGUGUAGCAAGCUUGUGAUGCAGAUCUUGCAAAGUUGUCAUCACAGUGAAACAGUUUUUUCCUGUGAUAUUUUGAAGGUCGAUGUGCAGGGAGCGGAGAUGCUGGUUUUUCAGGGGGCGGAGGAAUAUCAAAUGCAAAAAUGUCUGGGUCUGGGAGAUUCCGAGACUUGUCAUGCAGAUUUUCCAAGGUCCAUGUCGUCUGGAAUGCAGCACAUAGCAUGACAGAUUCUGUGCGAUUCCUACCAUGCCUGUCCUGCAUGAGAAACUCCCUGCCAACUUGGUCGAAAGUGAGCAGCUUUUGGCACGCAUGCAACACAGAUUUUUGCAUGAUCCAGAAUUAGCAUGACAAGUUGCAACCUUGUUCCAGACCCAGACAUAUUUGCAUUUGAUAAGGAAUCAUUGGAGGAGGUAGUGGUCAUCGACGUGGAGGUGCAUUUAUCCAUGAAAAAAGACCACCCAUCUUACCCAUGAUCCAAUUUGUGAUGCAAAACAUGCAUCAAGUCCAGUGUUUGUCAUGCAAAAAAUGGAUCCGGAUCUUCAUGGGUUGUUUUCUACUGGGGAUAGCAUUUUCAGAAAUUGUACAAGGACAUGCCUCUGUUUGCGGACAUCGACAUCUUCCUGCGCAUAUGCAUUGCAAAUGUGUCUGGGUCUGGAAGGAUGCAGGUUGUGAUGCAAACUUCAGACAACCCAAAGAUCUGUCAUGCAUGAACACCAAUAAACGCGGGCAAUAUUUCAAUUUGAUGACUCCGAAAGAGGAGAUUUGUCAUGCGGGUUCGGCAUUGGGAGACCUUCUCAAGACCACGUGUGAUGCUAGGGCUUGCAUGCCAGACCUCCUCGGUCAUGCAAGAACAGCAUGACAAACGUCGGUUGCGCGACUGAUCCUGAUCCAGAGAACCCAGACACAUUUGCAUUUGACAACGCAACCGAGACUUCGUUUUCCACCGGCUCAGCGACCUGACCGGGCGCGGCAUGAAGCCCACCCGAUUGAGUUCCAGCUCUCUCUGGGGCAACGCCAUUUACAUCAAAGACAUCGACACCCAGUACCGGAAAUUAUUGCAGAAAGCAGGACAUCGGAGCCGCGGCACUGCAGAUCAUGAUUUAGUUCGUGUGGCGAGUGCAGAUCAUACAGACGCAGGAAUAAAUUCAGCCCAAGAAAAUGAGGAAAAGGAAAAGGCCGAAGGUCGACAAAUAGCCCAAGCCGAAGCUGCGCCUCAGCAUAAGCAUGAUCCCGCUGGAACUGAAGUAGAAGUGAACCCGAUGGUCGACGAAAACGAAAUUUUUCGAUUGGCUUCCAAGUACAACGAAUGCGUCAAGCUGAUGACAGCUGAAAGGACCUCCACGAGGAGGAGAUCUUUUCCGCCUUCCGAGACGGAUGCGGACCCUCCUGUGGACGAGGUAGUUGACAGCGGACCAGCUGCAAGUGCAACGGGGGCUGUGGCGUGCGAAAAAGAACUCAGACACGCAUGGAGGAGAAGGACAACUGCGAUCAUGGGAGCAGAGGACGGCGCGCCGGUGGUGAAGAAAGCAGGUCGUGAAAGUGAUGUGCAUCUGAAAGAAGAUGAAAGAGUACAAGUAGAACUAGAAGCCUCGUCAUCCUCAGCCACGUCUGAGCGCGAGAUCGUGGAGCUGCUGAAGCGGCGCCGGGAAAAGCUGAUCAAACAGGCAAUCAUUUUGCACGAAAUUUACGCCGCAAUGGACGUGGCUAUGAAUUCGCUGUCCAAAGUCGGGAAACACUCCGGCCUGGCAACGAAAUACUACUACAAAAUGGUGGACUCGCUGCCCACGGAAAAAUACAUCCCUGGGAAAGGAACCUACGAACUAACGCAGGGCUUUCGACCGCCAGAGAAGGCGCUGAGGAAAAGGGCGAGGAGGGAGGAGCUGUGAGAAGCGUCUUCUUUAUCAGACAGUAGAAGUUCUCCGUGUGGAGGUUGCGAUCAUACUCCUGAGCAAAAAAUAAGCUCCUGGUCUGGACGAGCACAUUGAUGCGCACCGCUGCUUUUUUAGUGGGCCUGUAGUUGUUGACCUUGAUGUUGAGUCCAUCUUCAGUAGCAAGAAACACAGCUGCAGCAACCACAAGCCUCAACCUCGGGCAGAAUCAUACAUAGGGACAAGGGACUAUUUCCUCCGCAAAGCUGCAUUUGCGUCACGCCAGAUUAUACAGCAUUGGCGAUUUUUUAGGCAUGUCGCUGCCGCAGCGCUCGUGCCCACGACAGCUGCAUCAAGGAGCGAGACAUUUUAGUGACAAGCUGUGCCUGAAGAUUUUUAGUGAUUACAUGACGCAAGUUGUACUAGCUGUAGCUAUGGGUUUCACUCGACAGCACAAGAACUGUGUUGGACUGUAAGAAU